Penicillium waksmanii is the source of this 651-nucleotide messenger RNA. RefSeq names its product pre-mRNA-splicing factor SPF27 family protein. The transcript has 2 exons. Lineage: Eukaryota; Fungi; Ascomycota; Eurotiomycetes; Eurotiales; Aspergillaceae. Gene Ontology annotation, cellular component: catalytic step 2 spliceosome; precatalytic spliceosome; Prp19 complex. The coding region runs from base 1 to 651 and encodes 216 amino acids. Gene Ontology annotation, biological process: mRNA processing. The record is from RefSeq and is a predicted model, not a curated record.
AUGUCUCUCAUUAGCGAAGCACACGACUCCCUGCCAUACGUCGACACCCCGCCGACCGAGGUCGCGCGCCAAAAAGCCCAGCAACUCAUCAACGCCGAGCUCUCCCCAGACCACAGCACAACCCUGCACCCCUCAAUUCCAGCAGAGCCAGAAUCGCACAUCAGCACAUUCUUCCAACAAGAAAUCGACCGCAAAGCGACUGGUGCCCCGCUGUCAGGCGGCAUCGACCUAUCCCGCUACGAAGCGCCCGAAGCCCCAACCAGGGCCUCAGAUACCGAUGCACCAGACCUAGAUGAAUGGCGACAGACACUACAGAAGGCAUAUGUCUCCAGCUCGCACCUCACCAAGCGCCAUGAGAAUUUGACCCUGCUGGAAGAGGGCGGCAAGAAUGCUUGGUUGAUUGGAAACUCACAGCUGGAAGAUAUUCUUCGCGGACUGGAGAAGGUGCUUGCGGACACGAAAGAGGCUGCGGAGGAGGUCAACCGCCAGCGUAAGAUUGCGCAGGAAUCUAGCCAGGGCGAGCUGGCGGGUCUGCAGGAUACAUGGAGGCGCGGGGUUGGUGCUGUUCUGGAUGCCGAGUUGGCGUCUGAGGGACUCAGGAUGCAGAUUCUGGAGCACAGGCGCAUGGCGGCCCAGCAGCAGCAACGCUAA